Molecule: messenger RNA, 697 nt
Organism: Cherax quadricarinatus
Lineage: Eukaryota; Metazoa; Arthropoda; Malacostraca; Decapoda; Parastacidae
Source: RefSeq, a predicted model, not a curated record
GGAGGACUCGCACGUGUACUGCGCGUUGAGGGAGCCAGACGGAUACACCGCUAGGCUGGCUGUGCUGGAUGACUGUCCCAGCUUUGCUGCCGUAGCUGAUUAUGUGGCCAGCACACUCAAGACGGAGACCAGCUACUGGGUAGGAGGGACCGACCUAUUCGAAGAGGACCGUUGGUUCUGGAUCAACAAGGCUGAGGUGGUGAGAGGAGCGCCCUUCUGGGAGACGGGCCAGCCGGAUGGUGGUACCAAAGAGAACAACCUCAUUCUUAACCAUCGAGGUCGACUCGAAGAUAGACACCCAUCGGAGCUCCUACCGUUCAUCUGUCAGCUCAAGUGAUCUUCCGGCUCCGUUCUGGUGUAUGGCUCAACAACACCAUUAUAUUAAAUCUGACAGACUUUAUAAUCCUCAAUCCUGGUCGUCUACAAUCAAGACUUUCUUUGCAUUAUGUGUCUUUAAACAAACUCUGUUCUGCUUUGUGUUAGGUGUAAUUACCUAUUUAUAAUUACUUAUCUGUAGCUACAGAAGCAGAGCUUUCUUCGUGGUGUCCAGUCGUCAAUAAUUUCUUUAAUAAUUCUUUUAAAAUGUCCACUGUGUGUGGAGUUAUGUACUAUUGUUAUCGCUAUUCCCCUCACUAUCACCAUCACCCCAUCUUCACUCUUCACAUGUGGCAGAUUUCAAUAAAAUACAUGCCUUGAA